Messenger RNA from Alternaria ethzedia, 987 nucleotides. RefSeq lists its product as uncharacterized. The record is from RefSeq and is a predicted model, not a curated record. Lineage: Eukaryota; Fungi; Ascomycota; Dothideomycetes; Pleosporales; Pleosporaceae. Bases 1 to 987 code for a protein of 328 amino acids. The transcript has a single exon. Gene Ontology annotation, molecular function: hydrolase activity.
AUGGACCCUCUUCUCGCCGCCGCCGAAGCCGCCGCCGCCGCCGACACAACGUCAACCCCGCCGAGCUCCCCGCCCUCCGCCGAGACGCCCCCAGAGAGCCGCCUCUGGGGCAUCAGCGAUAUCCACCUCUCCUUCAAGGGCAAUCGCGACGCUCUCGAGAAGCUCCUGCCGCACCCGCACGAUGACCUCAUACUGUGUGGAGACGUUGGCGAGUCGGCGGAGCAUUGUCGGCUCGCCUUCACCAAGGUCAAGGAAUGCUUCCGGCAAGUGUUCUGGGUGCCAGGCAAUCACGAGCUGUACACGCUGCCCUCGGAGAAAGAGCAUGGCGCGAGGGGCGAGGCGAAAUACAUGGAGUGCGUUGCGAUUGCGCGCGAAUACGGCAUAAUCACACCGGAAGAUCCAUACACGCUGUGGGAGGGCGAGGGAGGUCCAUGUCUCAUUGCGCCCAUCUUCACGCUGUACGACUACAGCUUCCGGCCUAGCCAUGUCAAGCUAGAGGAUGCGCUCGAGUGGGCGCGAGAGAAAGACAUAGAAGCGACCGACGAGCACCUCCUGCAUCCCGACCCCUACUCGUCGCGUAUCGAAUGGUGCAAUGCGCUUCUCGAGAAGACGGAGAAGAAGCUCGCCGCCGCUGUCGCAGCACACCCAGAUAUCCCCUUGAUCAUAGUAGGCCACUGGCCGCUGCGCGAAGACCUCGUGAAGCUGUUCCGAGUCGAGCGCUUUUCCCUCUGGUGCGGCACAAAGAAGACCGAAGACUGGCACAACAAGUACAACGCAAAGGUCGUCGUCUCUGGCCAUUUACACAUCAGGCGAACAGACUGGAUAGACAACACGCGCUUUGAAGAGGUCAGUCUGGGCUACCCACGGCAAUGGCAUGAUUGUCAAGAGCGCGGCCUCGACAUCAACGACCUGCUGCGCGAGCUAAUGCCAGGCCCGGAGACACCACCAAAAGACCGGCGCAACACUGUCUGGAGGCAGUUCGGAUGA